AUGACACUCGAGAACUCUCAACACGUCCACCAAGUUAAUGGUGAGUCCUCUGCACUGAGUGACUCUGUUCGCGACGUGAAUGGUGGCUUUAUUGCUGACAGUUCGACAAAGGUCGAGCGUUGGGGUGAGCACUUUGAGCACCAUCUCAACUGCGAUGGACAAUUCAUCACACCCUUGUUCUCCUCCCCAAUGACGUUUAUUCCCUCUCCAACCUAUGCAGUGCCAUGCGACCACCCUUCCGAAACACAAGUCGCCAAUGCCAUACGAAGGCUAAGCAUCAACAAGGAACUCGAAAAGGACGGUAUACUCGCUGAAAUCUACAAGUGUCGUGCCGAAACUCUGGCACACUGGCUCCAUGAGUUGACUGAACAAGCGUGGAGAGACGGGGUUGUUCCUGAUGACUGGGGCUCAGGCAUCCUUGUACCUAUCCUCAAGAAGGGGGACAAAACAAGGUACGAGAACUAAUAAGCCUCAUCGACGUUGCUGCGAAGAUAUUCGCUAUUGAUCUACUUAGGCGAUUCCAGGCUGUGUGUGACUCUAGGACGAGGACUAACGAAGCCGUAUUUCAUGCUGAACUUAGAUGUGCGGAUCAGGUACUCACACUAAGGCGGAUUCUCGAAUUCCGCCAUAGCUACCAGCAACUGGCAGCCGUCUGCAUUGUUGAAUUUGCCGCCGUGUUCGAUUCCGUUCAUCAUGAGACCCUGUGGCGGAUAAUGGCGCUAGAUGGUGUACUGGAAAAAGUCAUCGCCAUUAUCAAGGCCUAUUAUCGCUCCAUUACUGCGACAGUCUUGGUCCGCAACAAUCUUUCCCAACCGUUUGGUAUUCGGUCUGGCGCCCGACAGGGUUGUAUCCUGUCACUCAUGCUGUUCAACUACGCUGUUGACUGGAUCCUCUGGAGGGACCUACACGAGGGUGACGUUGUUGAGUUGGCACCCUCGAUAUGCCGAUAA
Molecule: messenger RNA, 950 nt
Organism: Spirometra erinaceieuropaei
Lineage: Eukaryota; Metazoa; Platyhelminthes; Cestoda; Diphyllobothriidea; Diphyllobothriidae
Source: the annotation of a GenBank genome assembly